This is a messenger RNA of Acanthosepion pharaonis, 996 nucleotides long. The record is from the annotation of a GenBank genome assembly. Lineage: Eukaryota; Metazoa; Mollusca; Cephalopoda; Sepiida; Sepiidae.
AUGGCAAACGACCAAGUACCGCGAUCCGCUCCGUUGAAAAGCCCGGCAAGUAUACAGGUGGCGUCACGUGUCGCCGGUGCCUUUUCGUUCACAUUUAUCGUUCGCGCGUUUCAAUAUUCUUGUAGAUUACACUGUAUAUCUUUCUCGCCUCUUCUUUAUCAUUCUCAAACAUUUCAUUUUUCUUUAUUUUCUUCGUUACACUUUUUUCACCAUAUCUAUCUAUCUAUCUAUCUAUCUAUCUAUCUAUCUGUUGUUUCUGUUUUUCUUUUUGUCUGUCUAUCUAUCUAUCUAUCUCUCUCAGACUGUUUCUUUCUUUUUUUCUAUCUAUCUAUCUAUCUAUCUAUCUAUCUAUCUAAGACUGUUUCUAUCUAUAUAUCUGCUUAUCUCAGACUGUUUCUUUCUUUUUCUAUCUAUCUAUCUAUCUAUCUAUCUAUCUAUCUAUCUAUCUAUCUGUUGGUUCUGUUUCUCUUUUUGUCUGUGUGUCUAUCUAUCUAUCUAUCUAUCUAUCUAUCUAUCUAUCUAUCUAUGUAUGCAUGUAUACUCUCCGCUAUCUAUCUAUCUAUCUUGAGUCAGUUAAUCUAUCUAUCUAUCUAUCUAUCUAUCUAUCUAUCUAUCUAUCUAUCUAUCUAUAGUCGUCUCUCUUUUCUAUCAGUCUAUCUAUCUAUCUGUUCUCGGAUCUAUCUAUCUAUCUAUCUAUCUAUCUAUCUAUCUAUCUAUCUAUCAGUUGUCGGUUCUCUGAAUAUCUAUCUAUCUUUUCUGUCAGUCUAUCUAUCUAUCUAUCUAUCUAUCUGUUCUCGGCUCUGUCAGUCUAUCUAUCUGUGUAUCUAUCUAUCUGUAUCCCCUACUCUCUAUCUUUCAUGUAUCACUUCUCUUUUUUCUUAUUUACGCUAUUUUUUUACCUUUUUUCCCUUUCCCUCUCUCGUGGUGUGCUUAUAUUUUGUUUCUUCUCAUCGCCCGUCUCUCUUUUUUUUUUCCGGCGAUAUAAGAACUUUAUGA